AUGGAAGAAGAAGUUGCUGCCCUCGUUAUCGACAAUGGUUCCGGUAUGUGCAAGGCCGGUUUCGCCGGUGAUGACGCUCCCCGAGCUGUUUUCCGUGAGUACCCCACUUCUGCUCCCUUUCCCACGCAACUGCCCGCCAGAGCUAUACGUUUUGGGGCUAUUGGGCAUUUGCGCGCCGCCACCGCACGCUUUGCUUGA
Molecule: messenger RNA, 198 nt
Organism: Trichoderma gamsii
Lineage: Eukaryota; Fungi; Ascomycota; Sordariomycetes; Hypocreales; Hypocreaceae
Product: actin
Exons: 3
Coding region: 1-198 (65 amino acids)
Source: RefSeq, a predicted model, not a curated record